This is a messenger RNA of Helianthus annuus (common sunflower), 1857 nucleotides long. RefSeq lists its product as uncharacterized. NCBI's taxonomy places the organism in Eukaryota, Viridiplantae, Streptophyta, Magnoliopsida, Asterales, Asteraceae. The transcript has 2 exons. The coding region runs from base 1 to 1857 and encodes 618 amino acids. Gene Ontology annotation, molecular function: nucleic acid binding; zinc ion binding; aspartic-type endopeptidase activity. Gene Ontology annotation, biological process: proteolysis. The record is from RefSeq and is a predicted model, not a curated record.
AUGGCCCCGAAAACCCGAACAACUAACCAAGGCGAGAAUCAACCAAUGAGUGCUGAAGCGAUCGCCCAAAUGGUCGCCCAACAAGUAGCUGCGGCCAUAGCACAACACGAAGCUAAUAGGAGCAUGGACACUGGAGAUGGAAGCAAUCACAUAAACUCAAACCUCAUCGGAGGAUGCACAUACAAGGCUUUCAUGGAUUGUAAGCCUAAAGGCUUUAAUGGUUCUGAAGGGGCAGUUGGAGUAAUUCGCUGGAUCGAGAAAAUGGAAGCUGUUCUAGACAUAAGCAAUUGUGCUGAUAACACUAAAGUGAAGUUCGCAGCAAGCAUGUUCUCUGAUGAAGCAUUGACUUGGUGGAAUCUCCAUGUGCAAACCAUGACCCGAGAAGUUGCUCACCAACUAACUUGGGAUGAACUAAAGACCAUGUUAUUAGAAAAGUAUAGCCCAAGGAACGAGCUACAAAAACUCGAACAAGAAUUUUGGCACCUUACCAUGGUUGAUGCUGAAGUUGCCGCCUACACCACCCGAUUCCAUGAACUGUCCCGUUUACUUCCCCACAUGGUGACACCUGAAUUCAAACGGAUCGAGAGGUACAUUUGGGGCCUAGCACCCCAAAUUCGUGGCAUGGUUACUUCUUCUAAACCACCUACCAUCCAAAGCGCAGUAACCUUAGCCCACAGCCUCACCGAUGAAGCCGUUCGCACUGGGGCACUAGGCAAUAAAGGAAACGGAGGGAAACAACACGAUAACAAGAGAAAAUGGGCAGGAAAGAAAACAGGAUACCAUUCUGGGAAGAAGCAAGAAAGUGCACGAGUCUUUGCAGCAGUCGCAACAGAAAAGAAACCUUACUCAGGACCCCUGCCCAAAUGCAACAAGUGUAAUUUCCAUCAUCAUGGCACAUGCGAAAGCUUUACUUGCACCAUCUGCAAGAAACCAGGACAUACCGCCAAGAGGUGCAGAUAUGCGGGGAAUGCUUCCACUCCCAGCCCCAACCCAAGGGCUUGCUUUGAAUGCGGGGCCACUAACCAUUUCAAGAAGGAAUGUCCAAAACUGAAAGAUCAGAAUUCGAACCAGGCAAGAGGAAGGGCAUUUGUCAUUGGAGCAGGGGAGGCUCGUCAGGACCCCAACAUCGUCACCGGUAUGUUCCUCAUAAAUGAUAUCUAUGCCUCUGUACUAUUCGAUACCGGUGCCGAUAGGAGUUUUGUCUCUACCAGCUUUAGACCACUAAUUAACGUAAAACCUGAUAAAUUAAAACAUAAGUAUGUUAUUGAACUCGCCAACGGUAAAUUAAUAGAAACCAGUGAAAUCAUUCGUGGUUGCACCUUGAAUUUGGAAAACCAUAAAUUCAGCAUAGACCUCCUACCCGUUACACUCGGUAGUUUCGACCUCGUUAUAGGAAUGGAUUGGUUCUCUCGAAAUCGAGCCGAAGUAAUAUGCGGAGAGAAGACAGUUCGUAUUCCACUCCCAAACGGUGAAGUGCUCAUAGUCCAAGGAGAAAAGGGAGAAACACGAAUGAAGAUCAUAUCAUGUAUGAAAGCUCACAAGUAUUUGAGGAAGAAGUAUCAAGCGAUCUUGGCCCAUAUCAUCGGACAAGAGUCUAAGGAAAGAAGAAUCGAAGACAUACCGGUAGUCAGAGAUUACCCAGAAGUCUUCCCAGAAGACUUGCCCGGGCUCCCACCCCCGCGACAAGUCGAAUUUCGAAUUGAUCUAACACCCGGAGCGGCACCCGUUGCAAAGCCACCCUAUAGGCUAGCACCGUCUGAAAUGAAAGAACUGUCCAACCAGUUACAAGAGCUUUUAGACAAAGGAUUUAUCAGACCCAGUUCUUCACCAUGGGGAGCACCUAUUAUCGGGAAUUAA